Messenger RNA from Pelobates fuscus (common spadefoot toad), 8670 nucleotides. It is a transcript of the gene NOTCH1, whose product is annotated as notch receptor 1. Gene Ontology annotation, molecular function: calcium ion binding; signaling receptor activity; Notch binding. The record is from RefSeq and is a predicted model, not a curated record. NCBI's taxonomy places the organism in Eukaryota, Metazoa, Chordata, Amphibia, Anura, Pelobatidae. The coding region runs from base 883 to 8469 and encodes 2528 amino acids. The transcript is spliced from 34 exons. Gene Ontology annotation, biological process: regulation of developmental process; multicellular organism development; regulation of DNA-templated transcription. Gene Ontology annotation, cellular component: membrane.
CUCUGAGCUUUCACUACAGCCAGAGCUGCAGCUGGCGAUCCUGGGCUGGAUACAUUGUGAGCCUCACUGAUCUGGCUGGAUACAUUGUGAGCCUCACUGAACUGGCUGGAUACACUAAGACUGGCAGAAUCCUCACUGGAUAUAUUGUGAAUCCCAUUCAGCUCACUGGAAACAUUGGGACUGAGAGAUUCCUGGCUGGAUACAUUGUAAAAGUCCCUGGAUUGACUGGAUCCAGCUCUAUAACUGAGCUCCACACACUGUAACCCCUGGCUCCCAGGAUUCAUGUAUUUUACCAGAGGACUCCUUGUUUGGAUACAUUGUAACAGAAAACCCCCACAUUGGAUACAUUGUAACUGCAGGACUUGAAGGCUGAAUACAUUGUACACUGAGGAUCCAACAACUGGAUACAUUGUAACAGAGGGCUCUCAGACUGGGCAUAUCGUAACAGAGGGCACCCAGACUGGGCAUAUUGUAACAGAGGGCUCUCAGACUGGGCAUAUCGUAACAGAGGGCACCCAGACUGGGCACAUUGCAACAGGGGUCUGUGCGCAUUGUAACACAAGGCUCCCAGGGUGGGCACAUUGUAACAGAGGGCACCCAGACUGAGCAUAUUGUAAGAGAGGUCUGUGCCAAUUGUAACACAGGGCUCCCAGGGUGGGCAUAUUGUAAGAGAGGGCACCCAGACUGGGCAUAUUGUAAGAGCGGUCUGUGCACAUUGUAACACAGGGCUCCCAGGGUGGGCACAUUGUAACAGGGCACCCAGACUGGGCACACUCUUGGGGGGAUUUCUCUGCGUUUGAUCACUGCUCCCAGGAAUCAGGACCCAUAGGAUCUAUGUACCAUUAGCGCAGCCCUGUGUGACUGGGCUUAUCACCAGGAGUCAUGCUUUGGAUUGGAGGGAUUGGAGUGUGCGUGCUGCUCUGCUCACUGGCAGUGCCAACCACAGGUUUACGAUGUACGCAACCUUCGGAAAUAUGCUUGAACAAUGGAAAGUGUGAAUUGACCUCCAAUGUGAAUGGAAUUUGCAAAUGCAGUAAUUCGUACGUGGGUGAUAGAUGCCAGUUUGAAAACCCUUGUUUAGCGAAGCCAUGUUACAAUUCUGGAGUAUGCCAGCCUUUGGUCCGGGGACAUAUUGUAGACUUUACCUGUAAGUGCCCACUGGGGUACUCUGACAAAGUGUGCCUGACUCCAGGGGACCAUCCUUGUGUCAACAACCCUUGUCGAAACGGAGGGACAUGCGAUUUACUACCUAGUCUGACAGAGUACAAGUGCCGGUGUCCACCAGGUUUGACAGGUGACACUUGCCAGCAAGCAGACCCAUGUGCUUCCAAUCCGUGCGGGAACGGGGGUAAGUGUGUCCCCUUUGAGGCACAAUAUGUGUGCAGGUGCCCACCUGGAUUCCAUGGCUCCACCUGCAGGCAGGACAUCAACGAGUGCAACCAAAGUCCCUGCAAGAAUGGAGGGACGUGCCUUAACGAGUUUGGAUCCUACCAGUGCACCUGCAGGAACAAGUUCACGGGCAAGAACUGCGAAGUCCCCUACAUGCCCUGCAACCCCUCUCCAUGCCAGAACGGAGGCACCUGCCGCCAAACCGAUGACACUUCAUAUGAAUGCACCUGUCUUCCAGGGUUUUCUGGCAUGAACUGUGAAGAAAAUAUUGAUGAUUGUCCAACCAAUAACUGCAGAAAUGGCGGCACGUGUGUAGACGGAGUUAACACCUACAACUGUCAGUGUCCCCCCGACUGGACAGGUCAGUACUGCACGGAAGAUGUGGACGAGUGCCAGCUGAUGCCAAAUGCGUGUCAGAAUGGUGGCACGUGCCACAACAACCAUGGCGGGUACAACUGUGUCUGUGUCAAUGGCUGGACAGGAGAAGACUGCAGCGAAAAUAUUGAUGACUGCGCCAAUGCGGCCUGCAGUGGUGGGGCCACCUGCCAUGAUCGCGUGGCUUCAUUCUUCUGCGAGUGUCCACAUGGUCGUACAGGUUUGCUCUGCCACCUUAACGAUGCGUGCAUCAGCAAUCCUUGCAAUGAAGGGUCAAAUUGUGAUACCAACCCAGUCAACGGCAAGGCAAUUUGCACCUGUCCCUCUGGUUACACCGGUCCUGCCUGCAAUGAUGAUGUGAACGAAUGCUCUUUGGGUGCAAAUCCGUGUGAACAUGCAGGAAAGUGUAUAAAUACUCUGGGGUCCUUCCAGUGUCACUGUCUGCCAGGAUACAGUGGUCCUCGUUGUGAAAUCGAUGUCAAUGAGUGUCUGUCCAAUCCAUGCCAAAAUGAGGCCACUUGUCUUGAUCAAAUUGGAGAAUUCCAGUGUAUAUGCAUGCCAGGCUAUGAAGGGGUGUACUGUGAAAUCAAUACGGACGAAUGCGCUAGCGGGCCCUGCUUACACAAUGGCAAAUGCAUUGAUAAAAUCAACGAAUAUCACUGCGAAUGCCCCACAGGUUUCAGUGGUUAUCAGUGCCAGUACGAUAUUGACGAAUGUGCCAGCACGCCAUGCAAGAAUGGUGCCAAAUGUGUGGACGGACCAAAUACUUACACCUGCGAAUGUACUGAAGGGUUUACAGGACAGCACUGUGAACAAGACAUUAAUGAAUGCAACCCCGACCCAUGUCAUUAUGGCACCUGCAAAGAUGGUAUUGCCACCUUCACUUGCCUGUGCACGCCUGGGUACACUGGACAGCGCUGCGAGAUUAAUAUCGAUGAGUGCCACAGUAUGCCAUGCCAGAAUGGCGGAGAAUGCCAAGAUAGAGAUAAUGCUUAUUUUUGCAAAUGUCCGAAAGGAACCAAAGGGACAAACUGUGAAAUUAAUCUUGAUGACUGCGCCAGUAACCCUUGCGAUUCUGGGAAAUGCAUUGACAAGAUCGAUGGUUACGAGUGCACCUGUGAACCAGGAUACACAGGAAAGAUGUGCAACAUUAACAUCGAUGAGUGCGCCAGCAACCCUUGCCGAAAUGGGGGAACAUGCAAGGAUGGUAUUAAUGGUUUCACCUGUGUAUGCCCAGAAGGGUUCCAGGACCACAUGUGUCUGUCUGAAGUGAAUGAGUGCAACAGCAACCCUUGUAUCCACGGAACAUGCCACGAUGGCGUCAAUGGGUAUAAAUGUGAGUGCGAUUCUGGAUGGAGCGGCACCAACUGUGACAUAAACAACGACGAAUGUGAAUCCAACCCUUGCAUGAAUGGGGGAACCUGCAAAGACAUGACUAGUGGAUACGUCUGCACAUGCAGGGAGGGCUUUAGCGGUCCCAAUUGCCAGACAAACAUAAACGAAUGUGCUUCGAAUCCCUGUCUAAACCAAGGGAGCUGCAUUGACGAUGUUGCUGGCUACAAAUGUAACUGCAUCCUGCCUUAUACUGGAGCGACGUGUAAGGAUAUUUUGGCUCCAUGUGCCAACAGUCCGUGUAAAAAUGGAGGCAAGUGUCAGGAAUCUGAAGACUACGAAAGCUUCUCCUGUCUCUGCCCUGCGGGAUGGCAAGGGCAAACAUGUGAGAUCGACAUCAAUGAGUGCGUUAAAAGCCCUUGCCGGAAUGGUGCGGUUUGCCAAAACACCAAUGGCAGCUACAGAUGUGCCUGUAAACCUGGUUACAGUGGGAGAAAUUGCGAGACGGAUAUUGAUGAUUGCCAACCAAACCCUUGCCAUAAUGGAGGCUCCUGCUCUGACGGAAUUAACACUUUCUUCUGCAAUUGUCUGGCUGGGUUCCGUGGUCCAAAAUGUGAGGAAGAUAUCAAUGAGUGCGCCAGCAACCCGUGCCGGAACGGAGCAAACUGCACAGACUGUGUAAACAGCUAUACGUGCACCUGCCCCGUGGGAUUCAGUGGCAUCCACUGCGAAAAUAAUACCCCAGACUGCACAGAAAGCUCUUGUUUUAAUGGUGGAACCUGCGUUGACGGCAUCAAUACAUUCACCUGCCUGUGUCCGCCAGGAUUUACUGGGAGCUACUGCCAGUACGACAUCAACGAAUGUGACUCGAAGCCAUGUCUUAACGGUGGCACGUGUCUUGACAGCUAUGGGACUUACAAGUGCAGCUGUCCCCAGGGGUACACCGGUCUCAACUGCCAGAAUCUGGUGCGUUGGUGCGACUCGUCACCCUGUAAAAAUGGAGGUAAAUGUUGGCAGACCGGCAACCUAUACCGAUGCGAGUGUAACAGUGGCUGGACUGGAUUUUAUUGCGAUGUGCCAAGUGUCUCCUGUGACGUGGCUGCUAGACAGCAAGGUGUGGACGUAGCUCACCUCUGUCGGAAUUCAGGAAUAUGCAGAGACACUGGAAGUACCCAUUCUUGUCUGUGCCAGGCUGGUUACACCGGCAGUUACUGUGAAGAACAAGUAGAUGAAUGCUCUCCCAACCCUUGCCAAAAUGGGGCCACGUGCACAGAUUAUUUGGGGGGCUACUCUUGUGAGUGUGUUGCCGGCUAUCAUGGAGUAAACUGCUCAGAAGAGAUCAACGAGUGUCUAUCACACCCUUGUCAAAACGGAGGGACAUGUAUCGACCUUAUUAACACAUACAAAUGCUCAUGUCCCAGAGGAACACAGGGUGUGCACUGCGAGAUCAAUAUAGAUGACUGCACCCCAUUGUACGACAUUGUCAGUUUCGAACCAAAGUGCUUCAACAAUGGCGAAUGCAAAGACCGUGUUGGUGGCUACUACUGUAAGUGCCCACCUGGCUUUGUUGGUGAGCGCUGUGAGGGGGAUGUCAACGAGUGCCUUUCCAACCCAUGUGAUGCCCGCGGUACCCAGAACUGUGUUCAGCUGGUGAAUAAUUACCGUUGUGAAUGUCGACAAGGAUUCACAGGAAGACGCUGCGACUCUGUACUUGAUGGUUGUAAAGGGAAACCAUGUAAAAAUGCUGGAACAUGUGCGGUGGCCAGCAACACGGAGCGUGGAUUUAUCUGCAGGUGUCCUCCUGGAUUUGAUGGUGCAACUUGUGAAUAUAAUACACUGACAUGCGGGAACCUGCGUUGCCAAAAUGAUGGAGCCUGCAUAUCAACAAGCAAUGGUUUCAAAUGCCUAUGUAAGGAAGGGACUACUGGCCCAUUCUGUCAAUAUCUUGUUAGCAGCCCUUGUAAUUCCAACCCGUGUUAUAAUGGUGGCACCUGUAAAUUUGUGUCGGAGACGCCAUUUUUCCAGUGCCACUGCCCCAGGAACUUUAAUGGUCUGUACUGUCACAUAUUGGACUACGAGUUCAGUGGAGGACUGGGGCAGGAUAUAGUUCCACCCAAAAUUGAAGAGCGCUGCGAGAUUGCUAUGUGUGCUGAGCAAGCCGGUAACAAGAUCUGCAAUGCCAACUGCAACAGCCAUGCCUGCGGUUGGGACGGAGGAGACUGCUCGCUUAACUUCAACGAUCCUUGGAAGAACUGUACCCAGUCUCUCCAGUGUUGGAAAUAUUUCAACGACGGAAAAUGCGACUCGCAGUGCAACAAUGCAGGAUGUCUGUAUGACGGCUUUGACUGCCAGAAAUUAGAAGUGCAGUGCAACCCUCUAUAUGACCAGUAUUGCAAAGACCACUUCCAGGAUGGUCACUGCGACCAAGGUUGCAACAACGCUGAAUGUGAGUGGGAUGGCUUGGACUGUGCCGAAAACAUGCCAGAGAAACUGGCAGAAGGUACCCUAAUGCUGGUGGUUCUGAUGCCUCCAGAAAAUCUAAAGAACAACUCUGUCAAUUUCCUCCGAGAAUUAAGCAGAGUUCUUCACACCAAUGUGGUGUUCAAGAAGGACAACAAAGGAGAAUACAUGAUCUUCCCAUACUAUGGAAAUAAAGAAGAACUUAAAAAACAUCACAUUAAAAGGUCUAUCAAGGACUGGCCUGAGUACCCUACUACUAUGUUUAACAAGAUGAAGGAUUCCUUGGUGUAUGGACGUCACCGAAGAGAGAUUGAUCAGAUGGAAGUCAGGGGGUCCAUUGUGUACCUGGAAAUAGACAAUCGGCAAUGCUUCCAAGCAUCUUCUCAGUGUUUCGACAGUGCAACCGAUGUAGCUGCGUUUCUUGGGGCACUCGCCUCUAUUGGAAGUCUUGAUAUCCCAUACAAGAUUGAAGCAGUGAAAAGCGAGACGGUGGAAACCAAGAACAACCCUACGCUUUACUCUGUGUUGAGUGUAGUUGCACUUUUGGUGCUGCUGGCCCUAGUUUUUGGAGGAAUCAUGAUGAAUAAGAAGAGGCGUAGAGAGCAUGGACAACUUUGGCUCCCUGAAGGCUUCAAUCCAAAAGAAUCUAGCAAAAAGAAACGUCGUGAGCCACUCGGGGAAGAUUCAGUGGGUUUAAAACCUUUGAAGAAUGGUGCUGAUGGUUCAUUAAUGGACGAUAACCAAAAUGAGUGGGGUGAUGAAGAAGCCUUGGAUAACAAAAGGUUUAGGUAUGAAGAACAAGUUAUGCUGCCCGAACUCAGUAACCAAACUGACCACAGACAGUGGACCCAGCAGCACUUGGAUGCAGCUGACCUCCGCAUUCCAGCCAUGGCCCCCACCCCACCGCAGGGUGAGAUAGAUGCUGACUGUAUGGACGUCAAUGUGCGUGGUCCAGAUGGUUUCACACCUCUGAUGAUUGCCGCGUGCAGCGGAGGGGGGUUGGAGACCGGAAAUUGUGAAGAAGAGGAGGACGCGUCCGCCAAUAUGAUUUCAGACUUUAUUGGUCAAGGUGCCAACUUGCACAACCAGACAGACCGCACCGGAGAAACUGCGCUGCAUUUAGCUGCAAGAUAUGCUCGUGCUGACGCCGCCAAGCGUCUCCUUGAGUCCAGCGCAGAUUCCAAUGUCCAGGACAACAUGGGGAGGACACCACUACAUGCUGCAGUUGCGGCCGAUGCUCAAGGAGUUUUUCAGAUUCUCAUAAGGAAUCGAGCUACAGAUUUAGAUGCCCGUAUGUAUGAUGGCACCACACCUCUCAUACUAGCUGCUCGCUUGGCAGUGGAGGGCAUGGUGGAAGAGCUGAUCAAUUCUCACGCAGAUGUCAACGCAGUGGAUGAGCUAGGAAAAUCUGCUUUGCACUGGGCAGCAGCUGUUAAUAACAUUGAUGCUGCAACUGUACUACUGAAAAAUGGCGCCAAUAAGGAUAUGCAGAAUAAUAAGGAAGAGACACCACUGUUCCUUGCGGCACGGGAAGGUAGCUAUGAAACAGCUAAGGUUCUCCUGGAUCACUAUGCAAAUCGGGAUAUUACAGAUCACAUGGACAGGCUUCCUCGGGACAUCGCUCAAGAACGCAUGCACCAUGAUAUUGUCCAGCUGCUGGAUGAAUAUAACCUAGUGAGGAGCCCUCAGCUACACAAUGGUCCAAUGGGUGGACAGACCUUAUCUCCUCCCAUCUGUUCCCCUAAUGGCUACAUUGGAAACAUGAAGUCAGCUGUUCAAGGAAAGAAGGCUCGCAAGCCAAGUACGAAGGGUACUGGUUGCAAAGAUUCCAAGGAUCUUAAAGCGAGGAGAAAAAAGUCCCAAGAUGGCAAAAAUGGGAUAAUGGAUUCAGGGAGCUCAGGUGUAUUAUCCCCAGUUGAUUCUCUGGAGUCUCCACAUGGGUACUUAUCAGACGUGGCAUCUCCUCCACUGAUGAAUUCCCCAUUUCAGCAGUCACCAUCAAUGCCUCUGAACCACCUCACCACAUUGCAGGAUUCUCAUAUCAGUAUGAAUCAUUUGAACAUGGCCACAAAGCAGGAAAUAACUACAGGCAACACCAACCGAAUGACAUUUGAUGGCAUGACGCCUCGUCUUAGUCACUUGCCUGUAUCUAGUACUAGUGCUGUUCUGAGCAAUGGUUCCAUGCAGUUUACAGUAGGGGGCGCUCCUAUGGAUGGCCAGUGUGAGUGGUUUACAAGGUUACAAAAUGGAAUGGUUCAGAACCCAUAUAGCGUCAUGAGGAGUAAUCUCCAACAAGGUGGUCACCAGCAAUCUCAAGGUCUUCAGCACAACCUGAUGGCAUCCAUGCAUAACGGCUUGCCAGCAACUACUUUGUCCCAGAUGAUGAGCUAUCAGGCAAUGCCGAACACAAGGUUGUCCAACCAACCUCAUCUAAUGCAAGCUCAGCAACUACAACAGAUGCAGCAACAGCAGAAUUUACAGCUGCAGCAGCAAAACUUACAACAGCAGCAACUGCACAACUCAAACUCUUCUUCCGCCACUCAUAUGGCAGCUUCCUUUUGCAGUAGUGAGUUAAGUCAGCCCGACAUACAGCAAAUUACCAACAACAGCAUCCAUGCAAUAAUGCCCCAGGAAACUCAAAUCCUGACAUCAUCGCUGCCGACAACACUCACUCAGUCUAUGACCACUACUCAGUUUCUAACUCCACCAUCACAGCAUAGCUACUCUUCUCCAAUGGACAAUACCCCCAACCACCAGCUCCAGGUGUCAGACCACCCGUUCCUGACUCCUUCUCCGGAAUCUCCCGACCAGUGGUCUAGUUCAUCACCUCAUUCUGAUUGGUCAGAGGGUAUAUCGAGCCCACCAACAAGUAUGCAGUCACAACAUACUCAUAUUCCUGAAGCGUUCAAGUAAAUAAUAUAUUAAAAAAGGGACCCAAACCAAAGUUCUAUAUACUUUUGGUUGAUUUAAGACAGUGGGAUAGAGCAAAGGACAUUUUAUAUGGUUUUAUAAAUAAGACACUGAACAUUUAAAUUUUUUUUUAAAGUAUUUAUUUAUAUACUUUUACCAUUGACAUAAAACACUGCCUUUUAUUAUUUUUAUUUAUAUUUUCAG